Molecule: messenger RNA, 2402 nt
Organism: Diprion similis
Lineage: Eukaryota; Metazoa; Arthropoda; Insecta; Hymenoptera; Diprionidae
Product: UDP-glucosyltransferase 2-like
Exons: 5
Coding region: 486-2063 (525 amino acids)
Molecular function (GO): UDP-glycosyltransferase activity
Source: RefSeq, a predicted model, not a curated record
AUUUUCAUGUCUGGUUUACCGAAAUAAAAACCUCCAAGAAUCACUGAAAAAAAUCUGGCGGUGCGUUUGCAAUUUUUACAGUCACCGAUACAACUGUUCUGUCGCGUGUACAGCAACGAGAAAUGCCAACGUGGCAACAAUUCUCUGAAUCAGACGACGAGGGAUAUGAUGAAUCUUCCGUUUCCGCAGGCCUUGGUAACCGGGCCAUUGGUUACAAGGCUGAAAAGUCAUAAGCUGGCUCUACAAGAAUCUAGUAGCCCAGACUUGUAACAUUUUUCUAUUUGUUUAAGGUAUCGAAACACUUGCGUUCCCAAUUGCCGCUGGUAGUAUCACACCGUCAGCGUUGAAUGCCAGUGAUAAAAAAAGUGUCGCCGUUACAAGAUCGUCUCAAGAUCAUACCGUGUUCUUAGCGUAGCCGUCGCGAAUCAUUUUGAUGGUAUACGAAGACGUAAACAAAGAGAAUCAGUGAAUUUGUAAAUAAAAAAAUGAGGAGAAUGUCCGUUUUCCUCGCAUUGUUAUUAUGCAACGUUUACUUUACGCGCCACGUUGACAGUGCUCGUAUACUUGCAAUAUUUCCUCUAGAGAUUCCGAACCAAUUUUUCUUCUUUCAAGAAAUUUUGUGGACUCUUGUAGAGCAGGGACACAAACUCGAUGUCAUCAGUCAUUAUCCCCUUAUAAAGCCUCAUCCAAAUUACGUGAACAUUAUUCAACUCACAGGAAAAGGUCCCAAGUUUACCAUAAACCUAACAGCUGACACUCUAGAAAGCUUGGCCAAUAAGCCGGUCGAAUAUUACGGUGAACUGUACGGAAAUAAGGCCUGCGAAUUACUCGCUCUUCCUGAGUUCAAAAAGCUCAUAGAAGAGCCGCAAACCGAUCCACCAUAUGACCUCGUCAUUACGGAGUUACUCUACGCGAAUUGCUAUUUCGCGUUUGGAAGACACUUCAAGGUCCCUGUGGUGGCUGUUUCUAUGUCAGCGUUGCCACCUUACGUAAGCGAGUCCUUGGGGAAUCCGGCGAACACGGCAUUUGUGUCCGAGCACAUCGACGGCUCCACUCUUUACAUGAACUUCUGGCAAAGGUUCAAAAACACGCUGCACACAUGGUGGACCAACUAUCGAGUAAGGCGGACAACGGAGGUGCAGAACAACAUUGUUAAGAAACAUUUCGGCGCGGAUAUGCCGGACAUCAGAGAACUGGAGAGAGAUUUGUCCCUGCUUUUGGUCAACUCGCAUCACUCCCUCAACGGAGUUAGGCCUUUUACUUCAGCCGUCGUUGAAAUCGGAGGGUUGCACGUGCGGGAUGAUGGAAUGGAAUUACCAGAGGAAUUGAAGGCGUGGAUGGACAGCAGCUCGGACGGCUUUAUCUACAUUUCUUUUGGCUCCUUGUUGACUAUUGAUAAUUUCCCAAAAGACAUCGUCGCCGAAUUGUACUCAGCAAUCGCCAAGAUUGAUCCGAUUCGAGUGCUGCUCAAAGGAGCAGCUCCGGAAGCUUUGCCACCCGGACUUCCCACGAACGUACUUGCGAUGGAGGUGGUUUCACAGAGGCAGGUUUUAAAGCACGGCAACAUACGAGCGUACGUGAUGCAGGGUGGAUCACUGGAGAUUCACGAAGCGGUGAUGUUCGCAGUACCGUUUAUCGGCCUUCCGAUAUUCCCAGAGCCGCAACGAAACGUAAAAAAUUGCGUUGAAAAGGGGGUGGCGAUAUCGAUAGACUUUAGGGAUUUCACGGCGGAUAAAUUCGCCGCAGCCGUUACAGAAAUCGUUGGCGAUGAAAAAUAUAAAAAUAACAUCGUCUUGCUAGCGAGAAGGUUUCUGGACCGACCGAGAAGCCCAUUAGACACGGCGAUCUUCUGGAUCGAGUACAUCCUCAAAAACGGCGGCGAUGCAUUGCGUUCACCAGCGGUAAAGUUGAGCUGGUGGCAGCUGGUUUUGCUGGAUAUUUAUGCGAGUAUAAUGGCGGCUGUUAUACUCGCGAUUUACAUCUGCAAGCGACUGACGUUGAUCGUGAUUCGUCGAUUAUUUCGACCGCACCCUACUUUACCAACCUCGAAAAAAAUGGUUUAAUGCGUGGCUUAAAAGAGUUACAAACUCUCCAUUUGUUACUGUUGGUAUUUGCGAGAUACGGCGCCUUAUGCCAAGUGCGGAAAAUUUAUUGAGGAAGGGAAACGCAGUAUUGAUAGAAGGCGGAAAAUUGUUACGGGACAUCUGUUGUCGUCAGGGGUUUAACAAAAAUUCCAUCAAGCGUAAGUCCCCUCUAGGGUUUGAUAUCGAAUUGAAAUAUGUUCUUCUUGUCUUCGACGAGUGAGGCAGAAUAACUCUGAAAAAAUUUUACGCUAGUAUUCUUGACGCCGUGUCCACCGAAAACGACAAUCAAUAAAGCAAAUAUUUUCCCAUUCACGUUAA